This is a messenger RNA of Girardinichthys multiradiatus, 507 nucleotides long. It is a transcript of the gene phf5a, whose product is annotated as PHD finger protein 5A. Gene Ontology annotation, biological process: mRNA splicing, via spliceosome. The record is from RefSeq and is a predicted model, not a curated record. The coding region runs from base 83 to 415 and encodes 110 amino acids. NCBI's taxonomy places the organism in Eukaryota, Metazoa, Chordata, Actinopteri, Cyprinodontiformes, Goodeidae. Gene Ontology annotation, cellular component: U2 snRNP; U12-type spliceosomal complex; precatalytic spliceosome. The transcript has 4 exons.
AAUGCGGAAACUGAAACAUAAGACACAGGUGAAAGGUUACCCUUGAAACAAACUAGCACCACUCGGUGUACGUUAGCCUAAAAUGGCCAAGCAUCAUCCAGAUUUGAUCUUCUGUCGAAAACAAGCCGGUGUCGCUAUCGGGAGACUUUGCGAGAAAUGUGAUGGGAAAUGUGUCAUCUGUGACUCUUACGUGAGGCCGUGCACGCUGGUGCGUAUUUGUGACGAGUGUAACUACGGAUCCUAUCAGGGACGCUGCGUCAUCUGUGGAGGCCCUGGCGUGUCUGAUGCUUACUACUGUAAAGAGUGCACCAUCCAGGAGAAAGAUCGAGAUGGAUGUCCUAAGAUUGUAAACUUGGGCAGCUCCAAAACGGAUCUCUUUUAUGAAAGGAAGAAGUAUGGUUUCAAGAAGAGGUGAAGAGACUGAGGUCCUGUGUUUUAGCUUUGCAGUUUUUCUAAAACCACCAAGAUUUUUUUUUUUUCUUCAAUAAAGCUUUUUCUAUUUCUGUG